ACACCAAGUGAACAAAGUGAAGAUGAAGGGAUAAAGUGAUAACUGAAGAAGCCACCAAGAGGAGAGGAGAGGAGAGGAGAGGCGACAGAAGACAAUCAAAAUUCAAAAGAAAAGAAAAUACUACUCCUAGCUAGCUUUGCAUUCAUUAAUCAAGAACCAGAAAUGGCAAUGGCAAUAGCCAUGGCCCUUCGCAGGCUCCCCUCUUCCUUUGACAAGCCCCUUCGCCCCGCUCUCUUCAAAGCCACCUCCCUCUAUUAUAUGUCUUCCUUGCCGGAUGAAGCUGUAUACGAGAAGGAGAAACCUGGUGUCACUUGGCCAAAGCAGCUAAAUGCACCCUUAGAGGUUGUUGACCCACAAAUUGCUGAUAUUAUUGAGCUCGAGAAAGCUAGGCAAUGGAAGGGGCUUGAGCUUAUACCCUCAGAGAACUUCACCUCCGUAUCAGUGAUGCAAGCCGUGGGUUCUGUCAUGACCAACAAGUACAGUGAAGGAUAUCCAGGUGCAAGAUACUACGGUGGAAACGAGUUUAUUGACAUGGCAGAAUCAUUAUGUCAGAAGCGUGCUCUGGAAGCAUUUCGCCUGGAUCCUGCUAAAUGGGGAGUCAACGUGCAAUCUUUAUCUGGAUCUCCAUCUAAUUUUCAAGUCUACACUGCAUUGUUAAAACCUCAUGAAAGAAUCAUGGCACUUGAUCUUCCUCACGGAGGCCAUCUUUCUCAUGGCUAUCAGACAGACACCAAAAAAAUAUCUGCAGUGUCAAUAUUUUUUGAGACAAUGCCAUACAGAUUGAAUGAGAGCACUGGCUAUAUUGACUAUGAUCAGCUGGAGAAAAGUGCCACUCUUUUCAGACCAAAAUUAAUAGUAGCUGGUGCUAGUGCUUAUGCACGUCUAUAUGAUUAUGCACGCAUUCGCAAGGUUUGCGACAAACAAAAAGCUAUACUGUUGGCCGAUAUGGCGCACAUUAGUGGAUUGGUUGCAGCUGGUGUCAUCCCAUCGCCUUUUGAGUAUGCAGAUGUAGUGACCACCACAACUCACAAGUCACUUCGUGGGCCACGUGGGGCCAUGAUUUUCUUCAGGAAGGGGCUGAAAGAGGUUAACAAACAAGGGAAAGAGGUCUUUUAUGACUAUGAGGACAAAAUCAAUCAAGCUGUCUUUCCUGGGCUUCAAGGUGGUCCACACAACCACACAAUUGCUGGUUUAGCAGUUGCUUUGAAACAGGCUACAACUCUGGAGUACAAAGCGUAUCAAGAGCAGGUUCUUAGUAAUUGCUCAAAAUUUGCUCAGAGUCUAGUUGAGAAAGGCUAUGAACUUGUUUCUGGUGGAACUGAGAACCAUUUAGUUUUGGUGAACCUGAAGAACAAGGGUAUUGAUGGCUCCAGAGUUGAAAAGGUGCUCGAAUCUGUUCACAUUGCUGCAAACAAAAACACUGUUCCUGGUGAUGUGUCUGCCAUGGUUCCUGGUGGCAUCAGGAUGGGAACACCGGCUCUUACUUCUAGGGGGUUCGUGGAAGAGGAUUUUGCUAAGGUGGCAGAUUUCUUUGAUGCUUCGGUGAAGUUGGCAGUGAAGAUGAAGGCUGAAACCAAAGGGACAAAGUUGAAGGAUUUCUUGGUUACAAUGCAGUCUGCUCACUUUCAAUCUGAGAUUUCAAAACUCCGUCAUGAAGUGGAAGAAUAUGCUAAGCAAUUCCCAACAAUUGGAUUUAACAAAGAAACCAUGAAGUACAAGAAUUGAGCAACUGAUUCUCUCUACAUAAGGUAUCAAGGUGCCAUAAAUAAUUAAACAUACUGCCGAGACGAACUGCUUAUCCCCUCAACUGAAAGAUACACCUGCAAUUGUGCUGAAUCUUUUGUUACUGCCUAGUAUUUGGUUAAAUGUGCACGUAGAAAUCAUAUUAUUUAUUAUCUUAUACAUGUCUUGUAAUUACCCGUGUGCUUCUUUGAUUUUAUGGAGUAGGUAAGCAGAUUCCAGAUGAGUUUUUCUCCUUGUUGGAGGUGGAUGGAUGAUAGAUGGCAUUAACUGAUGUCUUGUUGCCUAUUAAUCCAGCAAACCUUGAUCUGUGUCUUCAUUAGAUGUAUAUAUGUACACACAGCUGCCAAUGCUAAGGAAAGCAAUAAAGAAAUUCCGUCUUCAUAUA
Messenger RNA from Populus trichocarpa (black cottonwood), 2128 nucleotides. RefSeq names its product serine hydroxymethyltransferase 1, mitochondrial. The record is from RefSeq and is a predicted model, not a curated record. Gene Ontology annotation, cellular component: cytoplasm. Gene Ontology annotation, biological process: L-serine catabolic process; folic acid metabolic process; tetrahydrofolate interconversion. Gene Ontology annotation, molecular function: pyridoxal phosphate binding; cobalt ion binding; serine binding. NCBI's taxonomy places the organism in Eukaryota, Viridiplantae, Streptophyta, Magnoliopsida, Malpighiales, Salicaceae. Bases 163 to 1725 code for a protein of 520 amino acids. The transcript is spliced from 16 exons.